Molecule: messenger RNA, 1107 nt
Organism: Capsella rubella
Lineage: Eukaryota; Viridiplantae; Streptophyta; Magnoliopsida; Brassicales; Brassicaceae
Exons: 5
Coding region: 143-895 (250 amino acids)
Source: RefSeq, a predicted model, not a curated record
CCCUCUCUCUCUCUCUGGGAAUGGUCAGUCAAUUUCACCACUGAGAGCUCAAAAUCGCCUGACCUUGACCUUUACUCUCUCUAUCUCUUCCCCAAGAAAAGCAAACACCUCCCAGAAUUAGAUAAAACAGAAGAAGAAAGCCAUGAUGAUCUGUGGAGAAUUUCCUGCAUGGCUUGAGGUUUUGUUAAAAGAAAAGUUUUUCAACGCUUGUUUGGACCAUGAAGAUGUUAAGAAGAACGAGAAAAACAUUUUAUGUAUCGAUUGCUGUCUCAGCAUCUGUCCUCACUGUCUCUCUUCACACACCUCUCAUCGUCUUCUUCAGAUAAGAAGAUACGUGUACAGAGACGUUUUGAGGGUAGAAGAUGGUUCGAAGCUAAUGGAUUGCUCUUUAAUUCAGCCAUACAUAACGAACAGUUCGAAAGUUGUGUUCAUCAAUGAACGACCUCAGUCUCGUCAGUUUCGUGGUUCCGGUAACAUUUGCAUCACCUGUGACCGGAGUCUUCAGUCUCCUUACAUCUUCUGCUCUCUCUCCUGCAAGAUUAGUGACGUCAUAAUGAGGCAGAGAGGACUCUCAGGGUUUCUCCGCGUCUGCAACGUUCUCGAUUUAACCGACGAAGUCACGACAACGACGCCGAGCUCCACUCUCGAACCGACCGGGUCGACCCGAACAUCUUCCGAGUCAGGCGGUAACGCAGCAGGAGGAGGAGGAGACAUGUUCUGGUGUCAGGCGCUCGCCUGCACCGCCACUACCGAGAUCGUUAGGAAGAAAAGAAGCAGCUUGUCGACGACUUGCGGGAGAGUCACGGAGGCGGUUUCCACGACUAACACGGAAGCUCCGGCGAACUUUUUUAACCGACGGAAGAACACGCCGCCGCAACGAGCUCCGCUCUAUUAAUAUAACUCGUAACGUUUGUGAAGUUUGGUUGGUUGGAGUGUGGUAAGUAGAAUGAAUACACGUAACGUAACUAUAGACUAUAGUCCUUGUCUUAUAUUUUAAUCGAGUAUCUAAAAUAUCGAAUCACAAAUUAGGUUUUUUUUUAUAAUUAAGAAAAGUAAGGAAUUAAAAUAGUUGAAAAGAUAUCUCCUGGUUUUGUCUGACUCUGAGAU